Messenger RNA from Dendrobium catenatum, 1082 nucleotides. RefSeq lists its product as uncharacterized. Lineage: Eukaryota; Viridiplantae; Streptophyta; Magnoliopsida; Asparagales; Orchidaceae. The record is from RefSeq and is a predicted model, not a curated record. The coding region runs from base 10 to 678 and encodes 222 amino acids. The transcript has a single exon.
AAAACAAAAAUGGAGGACAAAGAUCAGGCAAUCCCUCUCGCACCCCCAACCCGCGACGAGGAAUCGGCCAUCCAAAGCCCCCUCCGCCGCCGCCGCCGCCCCACCCGUCGUUGCGCCCUGUGGUGCUGCGGCAUCUGCGGCACGACCAUCGUCGUUCUCGGCGUCAUCAUCCUCAUCCUCGCCCUCACCGUCUUCAAAAUCAAAGACCCCGAAAUGACCAUGAACAACCUCUACAUAAACCGCCUCUUCGUCCCCGGCCUCGGCACCCUCGACAACCCCACCAUCUCCGUCAACGCCACCCUCACCGCCGAUAUUUCCAUCAAGAACCCUAACGUCGCUUCCUUCCGGUUCCGCAACAGCUCCACCGAGUUCUUCUACGGCGACGAGACCGUCGGCGUCGCCUACGCGCCGGACGGCAACGUGAGGGCGUAUAGGACGGCGAGGAUGAACGUGACGGUGGAUGUUUUGGCGGAUCGGGUGGUGUUGGAUACGAACGCGACGGGAUCGGCUGUGCUCGAUGGGGCGGUGAAUAUGAGCAGUUAUACGGAUAUUGCUGGUAGGGUUAAUGUGCUCGGCGUGUAUAAGUUGAAUAUGGACAUACAUCUUAACUGUAGCUUUACUUUGGAGGUCUACCAGAGGGCUAUCAGCAACAAGGUAUGCUUUGCGUAUGUUCAAUGAUGAUGAUGAUGAUGAUCAUUUUUUUUUUAAAGGGAAGGGGCUUUUGUUUGGGAAAUUAAUACGUGCGGUCACCGGAUAGUUCAGAGGCGAAUCAAGAUGCACCACAUCAUCCGAUAUAUAGCGGUACACAACAAAAAAGUGAAGUGGAGCGUUCUGAUUUGCCUUCGGACAGUUUUCGGUGACUGUGCGUAAUAAUUUCACCUGUUGAUCAAGAAAAAUAUUACGUGCGGGGUGUUCAGAUUCCAAUCACGUGAAGACACAAGGUGUGUACCAGAAAGAGAAAAAACAAUCAAUGUGUCUUCACAAGAUUAGAGUCCGGAUAAAAAGCUGCUUAAUAACUCCUUGAUGAGUGUGUAUAUACAAUUUGAGGGUUAUGAAUGUUUUUUUUAUUUUUUUAAAAGAAA